This is a messenger RNA of Choloepus didactylus (southern two-toed sloth), 5332 nucleotides long. It is a transcript of the gene DHX33, whose product is annotated as DEAH-box helicase 33. NCBI's taxonomy places the organism in Eukaryota, Metazoa, Chordata, Mammalia, Pilosa, Megalonychidae. The transcript is spliced from 12 exons. Gene Ontology annotation, molecular function: ATP binding; RNA binding. Gene Ontology annotation, biological process: positive regulation of transcription by RNA polymerase I. The record is from RefSeq and is a predicted model, not a curated record. Bases 128 to 2263 code for a protein of 711 amino acids. Gene Ontology annotation, cellular component: nucleolus; intracellular anatomical structure.
AGGUCAUCGUUGGUCGCCGGGAUCCGCCAGCACGUGGUGGGGAAGGGGCGGCGCCCGCUAGCAAUAAGCUCCCGCGAGCGGCUGGAGCUGUCGGCUCUCGCGCCUCCCGCUGCGGUGCCCUCCGGACAUGCCCGAAGAGGCGGGCUUCCCGCCGGUCAAGAGAUUCCGGCCGGGCUUUGGGCCUCCGAGUCGCGAAGGGUCCUGCCCUCCCGGGAGACGAGUGGUGAUGCUGCUGGCUGCGGGCGGCGGCGGCGGCGGCGGCGGCGGAGGAGGAGGAGGAGGCCGCGGGCAGCAACCGCCCCUGGCCCAGCCCUCGGUUAGUCCCUACCCGGAGGCCGUGGAGCUGCAGCGCCGGAGUCUGCCCAUCUUCCAGGCGCGGGGGCAACUGUUGACCCAACUCCGCAACCUGGACAGCGCCGUCCUCAUAGGGGAAACGGGCUCAGGGAAGACAACUCAGCUCCCUCAGUACCUCUAUGAAGGGGGGAUUGGCCGCCAGGGCAUCAUUGCUGUGACACAGCCUCGCCGAGUGGCUGCCAUCUCUCUUGCUACUAGAGUCUCGGAUGAGAAGAGAACUGAGCUCGGGAAACUGGUUGGCUAUACUGUGCGCUUUGACGAUGUCACCUCAGAAGACACAAGGAUCAAGUUCCUGACAGAUGGCAUGCUUUUGCGUGAAGCCAUUUCGGAUGCUCUGCUUCGGAAGUAUAGCUGUAUCAUUUUGGAUGAAGCCCACGAACGGACUAUUCACACGGAUGUGCUCUUUGGGGUGGUGAAAGCUGCACAGAGACGGCGAAAAGAACUGGGGAAACUGCCUCUCAAGGUGAUUGUGAUGUCAGCUACGAUGGACGUGGAUCUCUUCUCUCAGUAUUUCAACGGGGCCCCUGUCCUCUACCUGGAAGGUCGGCAGCAUCCAAUUCAGAUUUUUUACACCAAACAGCCCCAGAAUGAUUACCUGCAUGCAGCCCUGGUCUCUGUCUUCCAAAUCCACCAGGAAGCCCCGUCUUCUCAGGAUAUCCUGGUUUUCCUCACUGGUCAGGAGGAGAUAGAAGCAAUGAGCAAGACCUGCCGAGACAUCGCGAAGCACCUUCCGGACAGCUGUCCUGCCAUGCUGGUCCUUCCGCUGUACGCCUCCCUGCCCUAUGCACAGCAGCUCCGCGUCUUCCAGGGGGCCCCAAAGGGCUAUCGCAAAGUGAUCAUUUCAACCAACAUCGCUGAAACCUCCAUAACCAUUACAGGAAUAAAAUAUGUAGUUGACACGGGCAUGGUUAAAGCAAAGAAGUAUAACCCUGACACUGGUCUUGAGGUGUUAGCUGUGCAGCGAGUGUCCAAGACCCAGGCCUGGCAGCGCACCGGAAGGGCUGGCAGAGAGGACAGUGGCGUCUGUUACCGGCUCUACACCGAGGAGGAAUUUGAGAAGUUUGAUAAGAUGACUGUGCCAGAGAUCCAAAGGUGUAACCUUGCGAGCGUGAUGCUACAGCUCCUGGCAAUGAAAGUCCCAAAUGUGCUCACUUUCGACUUCAUGUCCAAACCAUCUCCAGAUCACAUUCAGGUGGCCAUUGCCCAGCUGGACCUGUUAGGUGCUCUUGAACAUGAGGAUGACCAGCUUACCCUGACUCCAAUUGGAAGAAAGAUGGCAGCAUUUCCUUUAGAACCCAAAUUUGCCAAAACCAUCCUCGUUUCCCCCAAAUUCCACUGUACAGAGGAGGUCCUGACCAUCGUUUCCCUGCUGUCCGUGGACAGCGUGCUCCACAGCCCCCCUUCCCAGCGGGAUGAAGUGCAGGGCGUCCGGAAGAAGUUCAUAUCCAGCGAGGGCGAUCACAUUACUCUGCUCAAUAUCUAUCGAGCCUUCAAAAAUACAGGCGGAAAUAAGGACUGGUGCAAAGAGAAUUAUGUCAACAGCAAGAAUAUGAUGCUAGUAGCUGAAGUCAGAGCACAGCUGAGGGAUAUCUGCUUAAAGAUGUCCAUGCCAAUUUUGUCAUCCCGAGGAAACAUGGAGAAUGUCCGCCGCUGCCUGGCGCACAGCCUUUUCAUGAACACUGCUGAGCUUCAGCCAGAUGGGACCUAUGCCACCACUGACACACACCAGCCUGUGGCCAUCCACCCCUCGUCCGUCCUCUUCCACUGCAAGCCAGCCUGCGUUGUCUACACCGAGCUGCUCUACACCAACAAGUGCUACAUGCGAGACCUCUGCGUUGUGGACGCUGACUGGCUGUAUGAUGCCGCCCCCGAGUACUUCAGGAAGAAGCUGAGAACUGCCAGAAACUGAGCCACCUACACUGCCGGGAUCGCUGCUUACCCAGGAGCUUGCACCACAGCUGUCCUGGUAGCAACACCCAGGAGGGCUCCUAGAGAAGUGGCGAGUUUUAAUCCAGCUGGAUGUGCCCAACUUCCAGGAAUCUGAAAGCAUCUUUCUAAGAUUGAAGCGUGUAAAAGUGUACGCACAUCUAUACCUUGGAAACUUCACCAUUAUGCUUUCGGUUCUUGUUGGGUGACUUUGGAAGAUUUUGUUAACUUCUGAACCUCGGUUUCCUCAUCUGCCAAAUGGUGAAAAUAAUGAUGAUGAUGAUGAUGUUAAUAAUAAUCCUCAUAGGGUUACAGGAGUCGUGAGGUUUAGAGAAAAAGAAUGGAAAGUGCCCAGAGCUGUGCCUGGUGCAUGAUAGACAUACAAUAAAUUUGAGCCAUUAUGAUCAAUGUUAUUGCUUUCAACAUGCUGUGAAUUGAGUGCAACAAAAUCCCAUGAGUUUUUGUGACUGUGAAGGGGAUUUUCUGGAAAGGAGCCAUGGAAGACCACAGAGCUUGGAUACUGUCCUUGGAUCUAUUUUAACUUCUAUCUCUUUGAAGUUUUAAAAUAGAAACACCAGAAAUUGACUUCUGUAGAAGUUUCAAGAGGGAGGUUGCCUUUUACCUCAUGAGCUGGCUGCCCCGCAUCAAAGCCUCAUUCCCAGGGGGUGGACUCUCUGCUGUUCCCGAGCAGAGGGCAAUAAGGGAAAGUGCUCCAGUCUCUGGGCUGUGCCUGCCUGCUGGAUUCUCUCCAGCCUGGGUGCCUCUGGUGCACGUCCCCAUCAGUGCUUCUGGAGACAGGCAGUUCCCUGGGUUGAGGUUGAUUUGUAUCUUCUGCAUCAUGUUCAGUGCAGGCAUUGGAAACGGAUCUUCUAACGUGAUGGCCUAGAGCAUAUCUGGUUGUCGCUUUUGUCUGUAACUGAGCAUAUGUAAACAUGUGGGUAUAAUGAAUGACAUAGUACUCUGUUUCAGCCGUUUUGCCUCUGUCUUUGCCCCUGGUCAGAGCUGUGGGGGAAUGGGGAGACCACGGUCAGUGAAAACCCAGAGAGAGAGAGACUGGCUCAUCUCAUACCGCAUUCGGUCUUCAUGUUCUUAUAUCAUUUUUUAUUUUCUGUAAUCUUUUUCCUGCUUCUUAGGGAUUUGGGGACAACUUGCCUUUGCUACUUUCUGUGGGCCGGUCACCCCUCUAGCCUCAGUUUCCACAUUUGUCAGAGGGAAUUAGAGGAUCUCCACAGUCUCUUCCCAUCCUCCUGUUUUGAAAAGGGAAAAGACACCAAAGAUUCUUAGCUAUUUAAUUAUCAAAAGCAAAUGAUCUUUCCCCAGAAGGUGUUUUGCCCUGGGAAAAGCCAAGACUUAACCCCUCUUUUUGCAUGCUUAGUUGGUCUAAACACAUCUGGGCAGUGUUUCUGAUCAUUGCUUACACGUUCAAAAUGAGUCCUGCAGUUUAUAAGCAUAGGGCCAAACUGGGCUAAGGAGGCUCUUCAAAGAUAGUGGACAGGCUCUUCACUUGGGGUCCAACAGUCUUCUCAGGGACCACAGCCUUAUGGAGUGCUUCGGUGUCAUAGACCUGUCCAUAGUUGCACAUGCCAAGUCUGGCUCAGUUUUUACAUCACUAGCUGUGGUCUUCAGCAUUCAGGCUGUUAGCCAGUGUUCGGGGCUAUUAGAACUUGUGAUUUAUUUCUGUAACAUAUAGUUACAUUUAGGCCAAAUAGGAUUGACAGAUUCUGUAGACCCCAUCGUACUAAAUUCUUAGAUUCUUGGCUGACUUGCUCUUAACUGUUGUUGACUUUCUGAAAAGUUUCUCUCUUCUUUUUUUUAAAGUGUAUUUCUUUUUUCAUUUAUUUGAUACAGGGCUAGGAUGUUUAGCCUGACUUGAUACAAGAUAAUACUGUAUUUUUUCAUAAAAUUGUGCUGGUAAAAAAUUGGGGGAGGGGCAAUUUAUUUUAUUCCUUGGCAGAUUAUCUCUAUCUAGAGGUGUACUCUGAUUCAAGUCAGACUUAACUUGGAGAAUAGUGUAUGUCCAGCUUAAGUAGCUGAACAACUUCCAGAAAUGUAUAUUCUUUUUUGAGUGGAAGUACAGCAUAAAGGGUAUAAACAGCUUCUGCAUAGGUUUAAUGUUUCUGUACAGAAAUAUGUUUAUCUCUGUAACAUUCUGCUAGAAUUUUAAUACAGUAUUUAGUUUUUUAUUGGGCUUUUUAAAAACUUAACUUUUAACAUAGCUGCUCAGGGAUUAAAUCAGAUUGGAAAACCCAUUCUGACUCUACAUAUUACUACAAAGAAGUACAUGGUUAUUUAUAUUGAACUGCAGGGAAUAAUACACUUUAAACUUUCUUUAAGAAAGUUAAGUGUUUCACAGCGAUGUUAUUCUUGAGCUAUUCUUUUUCAGUUGGUGAGAUCUCUGAUGGUGUGACACCUCUUUUCCAACUUGGGAAAUCCAUAUCCAGACUAGUCAGUCACUGGCUCCCAUGAGCAGCUUCCUGUAAACAGAUGCCCUCAAGCAGAUGGCAUGCCUCCAGUGUUCUUCUUGUACUUCUUGUCUCAUGACGUGUGAAACAUCCAUAGCAACACAGAUUUCGUUACAAGGGGAAGGACUAUAAAUCCUUGGUAAAAAAACAACAGCAACAACAAAAACAAAACCCUUAAUAUUGCAUCUCUGCUAGUUUUAAAGAGAUACCAGAACAGAGAGGCAAGCUUUUGCUCCGUGGGUAAACUGAUUAUGUACUGUGGUACAUAUGUGUGCUUAACCCAGCUGCCAAAGAACUGCUUGGAACUUGGCUAGGCAAGCAAGAUACCAUUCCUCGAGCAUAUGAGGAAGUCUGCACCUGUGGGGUAACAAAAAUUUUAUUGUAUUUUAUUUGAUCAGAAUGUUGUCGCUUGCAAAAACAAACAAACAAAAACCCCUAGAGUGAAAAAUAAUCAAAUUGAUUCAGAUUUAUGUUGUUUUUCAAGAGUCUGGGCUUUUUCAGACAGAUAUCGCCCUAUAGAAACAUUAACUCUUGUAUAUAAUGUUCAAAUUUGCACAUGACUAUCAAAUCCAUUAAAAAUGAAUCUUGUA